AUGGCUGAGUCUAGCACUUCUGAUCCGUAUGACCCGGCCGAACAUUCAGAGACUGGACCUAAUCCCGACGACAGAAUUUCGGCACCUGAUGAGAUGCAUAGUUCCACAGAUACUCAAACCGCACUAACAGUACAACCAAAAAUGUUCGAGCAGUCUCGUGUAGGUUUGGAUAUUGAAAUGAAUUACCUUUGGAAUCGCCUCAAGAACAUUAUCAUUACGAAGGGCAUUUUGAAUGCGGAAGAGGUCACUGGAAAUCAAUACGACAAGAAAGAACGAAUUCCUGAAGGGCUCCAUGCCUCAUGGUCUCCAGAGUUGAUAUCCCAAAGGGUCAAAUGGCGUAUGCGAACGAUAACAUGGUCUAAGUUUUAUCCAUUUAGAUCAGAAGAGGACUGGCUAGUUCGAGUAGAUCACUUCUACUACCAAGGAUGUUCGGCUGAUCAUGAGUUAAUCGUGCUAUUCGCCGUGAAGAAGAAUCUUCCCAAAUUACUGAGGUUAAUUAGACCCACGGUACCUAUGCAAGUUACAACCAGCCCCGAAAAUGUUGCCAUGGUUUUCAAUUCAGACCUUGAAUAUAUCGAGUGGGCGAAAACGAUGCUUAUCAAAACCAGAAAGAAUGACUCCGAGUCAGACCAGUCAGAUAUAUGUGUUCUCGGCAAUUUUCUCAGAGGAAUCUCCCUCGGAUAUAUCAACGACCAGGUACCUGUUCACAUUAAUGAUCAGCAAACCUCUUCAAGGCCUGAGGACACAGCACCUGCCGUAGCCAGAGAUAAGAGCGACUUAUCAAACGAGAUUUCCGGAUCUCAGGAUGUGCCUGUGUCUCCGUCGUCAAAGGAGCAAAACAAGCAGGAAAAGGACGCACCACUAAAGCACUCCCAGCCUGAGAACAUUAAGUCGGGAAACCAGAAUGACAGAGCAUAUGACAUCAAGUCCAGCAAGAAUUCUCAGUAUUAUUUGGGCCACGACCCUUCUGACGAUGAGUCUGAAUAUGGAAAUCCAGAACUGAAAAUGGAGGAGAAAAAACUGGAUAACGAAAGAGUCAUCAACGGCAACACUGAUCAUCGGUCCAGAAGCACAGCCUCGGAGAAUCCUAGCACUGGAGAGAAGUUCAGUUUCAGUCAUAGUACGGAUGAGCUCAAAGAUACCAAACUCAGGAUCAGAAGCUUUGAAGCGACCAUUCGUGUCCAACGUCAUAGCAUCGCUGACUCUGAAGAAAUAGAGCAUACCAAGGACUCCAUAGUCCUCAUGCUCACUGAAGAGGCUGCAACCCUUAGAGGUAACUCUAGGAAACUUGAAAAAGAAACUACAACCCUUAGAGAGAACUCUAGGAAGCUCGGAGAAGAGUUUGAGGACCUUAGGGGGAAGAAGCGGCUUUUGGAGGAUGAAUGCGCAGAGCUCCGUCGUGCAAAGAGGCGUCAUUCCUGA
This is a messenger RNA of Aplosporella prunicola CBS 121167, 1422 nucleotides long. RefSeq lists its product as uncharacterized. The transcript is spliced from 7 exons. The record is from RefSeq and is a predicted model, not a curated record. The coding region runs from base 1 to 1422 and encodes 473 amino acids. NCBI's taxonomy places the organism in Eukaryota, Fungi, Ascomycota, Dothideomycetes, Botryosphaeriales, Aplosporellaceae.